ACAGUCAGAGACUGUCUGGCUUUCUGGUAGUGCUCAGAGACGCCUUCGGGUGGACCCCGAGAUGCAGCUGCUUACAAGCUCUUAGACAGACCGCAGCUACGCUCUCCUCCGCAGAGCCCAGUCUCGCGCUCCGCCUGAGCCUCGGCCUCCGGGGAACUUCAUUUCCCGUCGGGUUGUGGGGCUCCGCGCACGCGCGUUAGUGGCCCCAGCUAUGGCGACCGUGCUGUCCCGUGCGCUCAAGCUCCCAGGGAAGAAGAGUCCAGAUUUAGGGGAAUAUGAUCCUCUCACCCAGGCUGACAGUGAUGAAAGUGAAGAUGAUCUUGUUAUCAACCUAAAGCAGAAAAAUGGGGGUGUCAAAAAUGGGAAGAGCCCCCAGGGAGAAGGGCCAGAGCCUGACUCCGAUGCGGAAGGAGUCGGGCCUGCCAAGCAGCAUUUGUCAGAAGUCACCACGGAGGGCUACCCUUUGCCUCCUCUUGGCAGUCUGGAGCAAAAGACGGCAUCUUCAUUUGUGUCUCACGUGCGCACGUUGAUCUUCUUGUUCACUGUCCUGAUUUCAAUGAUCCUGGUGUUAGUGUGUGCCUUUCUGAUCCCUUGCCCUCCCAGAGAUCUGCAGAAUAUGUGGAGCCGCCAUUUGGGCCCAGAAGGAGGUGGGGACUUCUCUCUGCUGGAACUGGUUGACGUGAAUGGUGAUGGAUUACCUGAUGUCCUGCUUUCCUUUGUGAACCUAAAAAAUGGGAGUUUAAUAGCUGUCCCUAAGCCCCGGGCCACUCUGCUAGCUCUUUCAGGGGUAAAUGGGAGCACUCUUUGGACCACUUCUCUCUCAGAGGAGGUACAAAGCUUACAGUGUUCUAGGCUAACUCCAGUAGACUCAGCAGAAGCCAUCUGUCUUGUGACUGGGAUAUCCAAGCUGCUCAGUGCACUCAAUGCCACUUCAGGCAAAGCCAUUUGGACUCUAAACCCAAGCCACUUGUCCAAUGGGACUUUGGUCUCCUCAGCUGUGGUGCUGCCAGAUUUGGAUGAUGAUGGAGUUAGAGAUCUCCUGGUUCUGACCAUUAAGCACUUACAGGGAGAUCUCUAUUUCCUGCUAGUUUCAGGCAAGACAGGGAUUCCUAUGGGCCGGCCUGUGAAGUACAACAUCGUGAAAGAGGGCAGUCUGAUUCGUCCUCAGGUUCACGUCACCACACAUGGGGCGAUCUAUAUCCUGUUUGGCUUUGGUAACAUUCAGGCCAUCGCCCUGAGGGAUAUUUUUGUCCAGGCCCUAAACCGGGACAGCUCGCCGCCUUUGUUGCAGAUAGAGGAACCAGAGUGGGAGAAGAGAAGAUCUGUCAACCUGUCUGAGCUUAUUGACAUUUAUAGUGAUGAGGUUGAAUUACUCCAGUUGGUAAAAGCACCAGACAGCAACUACAGCAACCUCCUCAUCACAACGAAACAGAGUCUUGUCCUUCUUCGGGGUCAAGACCUUGCACGUCAUUGGGUGCUGAAUCUCCAAGGCCUACACAGCCAACCUACUCCUGGAUAUUUCACAAAUGACCAGACCUUGGAUUUUCUGCUGGAGGCACAGUAUGGAGAUGGGAUGAAAAAGGUGAUGGUGGUAGACGGUAAUUCAGGUACAGUCGUUUGGAAUUCCAGUCUCUCAUGUCACAUGAAAGAAUCAGCUGCCACUUCAGUGAUGACAUCAGACCAAAAAUCAGUUUUUCUCUUUUGGGCUGAAAACCUGUCAGCAGCCCCAUCCAAUUCAGAUCUCAACUCAGGAACUGAGCCACCUGUGCUCCAUCAUCUUUACCUUUUGCAUCCAACCUUCCCCACAAUCCUCCUGGAUCUGGCUAAUGACACAAGUGCUGUGAAUGCGUCAGCAAUUGGAAUUAAUGAUGUCUGGAAAGAUGCUUUCUAUGUUACCAGGAAAACAGGGCCUGGGUCUGAAAACCAUCUGAGACCUCUAGUUGUCAGCAAGGUGAACUUAAGGUGGGCCCUGAUGGAGAGCCAGGUUGUUGUGCUAAAGGAGACCACUCCCAAAAUUGGCCGGGGAGAACUUAGAAGAUUCCUUUCUAGGCUAAAGUUUAUUUCUUCUCAGAAGGUCUAGUCUGAAGGUACCUCGGAUUUCAGAUGGGACUAAUGAGGACCCUCUCUUUAGCCUAGAAUCUUCUCAGUUAAGUCUGUAAAAUCAGGUAUAUGGAGAAAGCAAAAGGAAGCUUCUUUCCCCACAUUGUCUUGCCACCUCUGUAUAAUUAACGCAAAGCACUUUGGAAAGCAGGCUGUUACUACUUCAUAACAAUCCUACCUGUUUGGUAAUGGUAUGUUUAACUUCCCUUCUUUACUUUCAUAUCAAGACCAUCCACAAGCUUUCUGUGGGUUGUUUAAAAAUGUGUGUGUGUGUGUGUGUGUGUGUGUGUGUGUGUGUGUGUGUGUGUGAGAGAGAGAGAGAGAGAGAGAGAGAGAAUAUGCAUAAUUUAUAAGCAAAUGCUGAGAAGUGUCCAAGAAGUACUUAUAUCCAGGAAACGUUUUUUGCUUUGUGUUACUUUAUGGGUUUUGAAGUGUGGAGUGUUUACUAGAUAUAUUUCAUACCCAUUUCCUUACACAUGUGAAACAUAUCUGGGCCAUUUGGUCAUCUCUACUCCUCUAAAUUUCCUACCUCUUAUCUUAGGGUCACCAUUUUUCGACCUUUCACUUCCUUCUUAUCCAGGUCAAUCUUGAACUAUCUCAUUUGUCAAUCAUUGGCACCAAUUUAAAACAAUAUGAGAAGACUGACUAUUCUUAUCCCUUUGAUCCUUUGUUUCUAACCUCCCAUCCAGAUGCCCAGAGGCUAUGGGAAGAGCUAUAUUACUAUCACAAGUAUAGUAAGAGAAAUAAGUUCAAAUGAAUUAUCUCUGAUAAAGCCCCAUAUUAUUUUGGUUUUCAGUGUGUUAGGGAUGAUCCACUGUUUCUGCUGUGAUGUCAGGAUUAAGCAGAGCAUUCCUACUGCUCACGAAAACAGUUGAGGUUCAUAUUCUUUUUCCCACUUUACACCGACUUUUCAUAAUGAUUGGUACACUUCCCUCGUGGAGCCCUCUUCCUACAACUUCUUGCAUUUUUUAUUAUUGAAGAAUAUUUUUGCUUCGUUGUACAGAAUUCUUAUGGAGGAAAAGCUAUUCCUGAGCCCUUCCUUUAAAACCCUGAGCCUUGAUAUAUAGUUAAUCUGUCCAACUGACCCUAUUCCUUGUAGAGCCAUGGAACAGCUUGUAUACAUUUCGUGGUGUUCUUGUAUAAAUAUUGUAACUUUGUAAAUAGCAAGUUCAUUGGUGUAGUCUGUAGUUUUUAGUCCCCUUCCUCUAUUCUUUUCUUAAUAGGAAUGGAUUCUUGUAAGCUAUCUUCUAAUAGUGAUUAUUUAUUGGGCUGAGCCUCUCAGUUGAUGAUAUGUCAUAAGAAAUCCAAGUCAGGAGCAGGUAGGAGGAUUGUUCUCUCCCUUGAGCUACUUUAUGAUGUGUUUUCACUGAAACUUUCAGUAGUGCUCCCUUAUGCUAGUUUUAGAGAUUUCAUUGAUAACAUUGCUAAAUUUGAAAGGGCGUGUGUGCCAUUUUCCCAAUGAAAGUCAUAUGACAUAAUAUUAAAAGGUUAAUCACUGUCAAUGUUCAGCAUAUGCUGCUUGAAAUACAGCCAGUCUAGGUACCUGACCCCAUACCUGUGAAGACAGAGUCAGUUCUAGCAUAGCUUCUGUCUGAAUCCCAGUUUGGCACAGAUGAAGGAAUAAAAAAUGUCAAGUUGGAUCUAGGAAUAUCCCAGUAGGAAAAGAUGGUCCCAGGUCAUCUGGAAUUUGGAUCAAUUUUGAAGGAUGUGGUGGUGCUAGGCCCUGUUUUGAUUGAGGAUCCUUCUGUGCUUUAAAUAGACCCAGUUGUUGGAGGGAGUUCCAAAGUCUAAUCUGGGCCAAACUGAAUGUCAUGCUCUGUAGUGGUCUCCAUGACAAGGGUGUUCCCUAUCAUACACCACUGAGAUCUGAGCAUUUCAUAUUUCUCCAGUAUACCCAGACUUUCAGACUGGCUACCCAUAUUUAGGCAGAAAUAUGUGGUACAUUUGUUCAUAACAUAUGUGUUUUGGAGAUCAUUUUUAGCAGACAGUCAGGCUCCUUUUUUUGGUUAAGUCACAGAAAUAUAAAAUAAAAGAGCUGGAAAGAAUGUUUUGUGUGAAUUCAAGGUGAUGUGCUUGCCUACCACCUUAAGGGUUCAAUUUUGGCUAUACUUGAUAGGACUCUUUCCCCUGUUCUCUUCCCUAAACCAUUUAAGAGAUAAUGAGUUGUGAUGGAAGGUUGACAUCUGGACAGUUUGGGUACUAACCCAUGUUCAUAUGUAUUUAAACCUCCCUCUUCUCUCAGGGAACCAUUAACUGGAUGAAUGAGCAUUAGUCUGUACUGUAAGCAUUCCUUUCUUUUCUCUACUCCUCACAUUGGGUCCCUGUAAUAGCUCAAACAACUACUAGAAGCAGUAAUAAUACCUUUUGCAUCUUACUGCAAAUGAAAUUGACCCCUCUGUACUCUGUCCUGUCUUUGCUUUCCUCUUUAAUCAAUCUAUGAGGGAUCUUUCUUUAAUUUUAUUAUUCUGUGGUAUUGUUACAUCAAUUCCCAUAAAUGUGAACUGUUGUCUACAUCUUCUGUGUAAAAGAAACACCACUCUGUGAACUGUCAGAAAAGCAUUUGAAAUACAAGAUAGAACAAAUAAACACCAUGUACAGGAUAA
Molecule: messenger RNA, 4703 nt
Organism: Vombatus ursinus (common wombat)
Lineage: Eukaryota; Metazoa; Chordata; Mammalia; Diprotodontia; Vombatidae
Gene: FAM234B
Product: family with sequence similarity 234 member B
Exons: 13
Coding region: 212-2080 (622 amino acids)
Molecular function (GO): protein binding
Source: RefSeq, a predicted model, not a curated record